UGCGAUCACGUGCCAAAGGAUUCAUCGAUCAAGAGUGAAGUAUUAAUGAACAAUAAUGAAACCAAAUUGAGACGAUUGCUAUCAUUCAAAGAUGCACCAGAAUACCUUAGACACAAUCCUUAUAUACUUAAUGGUUAUCGAGGAUAUUUAACUACAAAAUUAUGUAUGGAAAGUAUAUUUUGGUGGACGAAUGAAACAAUCAACAUAUGGAGUCACAUUUUUGGAUGGAUGCUAUUUUUCGGUUUGACCCUUUACGAUCUUUGUUUGUUAAAUAUUCAUGCACCUUUCGGAGAUAAAAUUAUAGUAGCAUUACUAUUAAUUUGUUUUCAGGUAUGCAUGAUAUUAUCGUCAGUAUAUCAUACGUUCUCCUGUCGAAGUGAAAAAGAUUAUUGGUGUUUUUUAUCUUUUGAUCUUUUCGGUAUAGCUUUAAGUCUCCUAUCGAUUUACAUGUCUGGUGUUUACUAUGCCUUUUGGUGUCAUAAGGAUUUACAACAAUUUUAUUUGGUGACAGUCCUAGUGAUAUUUCUGUUCGCUAUGGUACUGCAGAUACCGAAGUUGAAUGUAAACGGGAACGUGAAGUUGAUUGUCUUUGUAGCUUGGGCAGUUUAUGGAGUUUUGCCAACACUGCAUUGGAGUAUAGCAAUGGGUGGUAUGGACAAUCCGAUCGUUAGAUUGCUACUACCAAGGGUCCUUGGGAUGUAUGCCAUUAGUGGUUUAGCCUUUGUAAUAUAUUUGACGAAGAUACCCGAACGUUUAUUUCCUGCACCGCGCUUCAAUAUGGAAUGUGCUUGCGCAAUGGAGAUGAACUUAGCUUGGCUUGGCUUGCAAAAACAAUUGUCCCCAUACCAAUUUGCCGAGGGUAUUGCGAGUGUCUGCUUCUUGGAGAACCCUUUCAAGAUUUACAUGAAAGAAUAGAUGACAGAAAGGAAAUAAGACAAAAAGGAAUAUCAUAGGAACGCGGGAGAAGAAAA
This is a messenger RNA of Polistes canadensis, 971 nucleotides long. RefSeq names its product progestin and adipoQ receptor family member 3. The record is from RefSeq and is a predicted model, not a curated record. NCBI's taxonomy places the organism in Eukaryota, Metazoa, Arthropoda, Insecta, Hymenoptera, Vespidae. Gene Ontology annotation, cellular component: membrane. Gene Ontology annotation, molecular function: signaling receptor activity.